GCGUGGAGGCGGAGCCUCGCGUCCGCCGCGCAAACCCUCCCCUUGCCUUCUGACGGCAUUUCCCAUGGCUGACACAGCUUCUCCUCACUGUUUGGGCCCGAGUGCCCGGGCCUCCAGCACCCACCGGAAGGCUGCAGGUACUAAACAGACAAGGGCCCUCAAGCCAGAAGAUGCUUCCAGAAGGCUAGCGGAACUCGAAGCCGCAGUGCAGAGGAAGGUGGAGUGUGAGAGGAAGGCUGUGCGCAUCGUCGAGCAGCUUCUGGAAGAAAAUAUCACAGAGGAAUUCCUAAAGGAGUGUGGGAUGUUUAUCACACCAGCUCACUACAGCGACGUCGUGGACGAGAGGGCCAUUAUCAAACUCUGUGGCUAUCCUUUAUGUCAGAAGAAGUUAGGAGCUAUACCGAAACAGAAAUAUAAAAUUUCUACUAAAACCAAUAAAGUCUACGAUAUUACUGAAAGGAAGUCUUUCUGCAGCAAUUUUUGUUACAGAGCAUCUAAGUUUUUUGAAACACAAAUUCCGAAAACUCCAGUAUGGGUUCGAGAAGAAGAGAGGCCCCCCGACUUCCAGCUGCUGAAGGAAGGACAAAGUGGCCGCUCUGGGGAAGUCGUCCAGUUCUUCAGUGACGCCGUCACAGCAGCAGACAUUGAUGGUCCUGGUGCCCGUGGGGCCCAGAGUGAAGCCACAGCUCCCAGCGCUUGGUGUGAUCACACCACAGAUGAUGAGCAAGACUUCGUCUCUUCGCUUCUCCCCGGACACGGACCAAGGGCAGCAGACACGAGGCCACAGCCGCACAGAGAGAGCAGCAUAAGCAAGAAGAAAGCUGGUCAGAGAGUGACCUCCAGGCGCAGAGAGCAGACAGUGGCAGAUGUCACGGAGCGGCUGGGUAACUGUAGACUGGGGGGUCAGGAGGAAGUGUCUGCCUGUGAGCUUCCUUCCGAGAGAGAAAGUACGCAGAUUUCCUCACCUGGCCCUUCAGCAGCUUCCGACAGUAGACACAGUGUGUCAGAAGUCUCUCUGGUAGGGAUAAGCAAGAAAAGUGCUGAGCAUUUCAGGGUCAAAUUUGCCAAGUCUAACCAAGGGUCUGGGCCAGCCUCUGCCAAGGCAAGGUUACUUCGAGUUCUGAAGGACACCUUGACCGAAUGGAAGACAGAAGAAACGUUGAAGUUUUUGUAUGGCCCAGAUCAUGCCUCCGUGUGCCCGAUACCGCCUUCAGCCCCUGUACCCCAUGAAGAGCUCGAUGAAGAUGACCUGAGUUGUGGUCCUGCCGUGAGCCAACCCCAGAACAGCUUAGAUGAGACACUCCCCUUCAGAGGCUCAGACACGGCCAUGAAGCCACUGCCAAGUUACGAGAGCUUGAAAAAAGAAACGGAAAUGCUGAAUCUGAGGGUCAGGGAGUUCUACAGAGGACACUAUGUUUUAAAUGAGGAAACCACCAAGUCGCAGGACCCAGGAGAGAAUGGUUUUCAGCGUGAUACCAGCUUCCCACUGAUUGAUUCAAGUUCCCAGAACCAGAUUAGAAGACGGAUUGUUCUUGAGAAAUUGAGCAAAGUAUUGCCUGGACUUUUGGGUCCUCUUCAGGUCACAAUAGGUGAUAUUUACUCUGAACUUAAAAGCCUUGUCCAGACUUUCAGAUUAUCAAACCGAAACAUUAUCCACAAGCCCGUGGAAUGGACUUUGAUCGCUGUGGUAUUGCUGACAUUAGCAGAGGCUGACAGUCAUCUUCCUCAUCCGCUGCCCACCACUGCUGCGCUCGAUUGGACCACUGUCAUUAAAUUCUAGUUUGUGACGCAGAAUAAGACCGAGCCAGUGCUGGUGAGAAAUCUAGAAGGUCCCGACCAAAACUGGCAGCCAAAGGAAAGGCGUCCAGAACAAAUCCACUGGGCCGAGUCUCUGUACCGUGAGUGGGGAUUGAGUUUCCUCAAGGAAAGUCUGCCAGGUUCCUUGAGGCUUGGGCUGCCCAGGGAGGAGGCGACUGCUCACUCUCUCAGAGAGAAGACACAGGCACGCGGUUUCUCUAAUGGAAAGCUUUCAAGGCAUCUCCAGAAGUGUCUGCUUUCAUUUUAUUUAUCCGAACUGGCUGUUUCCAGUGAACUGUGGUCUGUUUGUAGUCAGAGUCCAUUCGGUAGUUUAUCCCUCUAAAAGCUUUGAGUAUUCCCAUCGUUUGGGGAGCAGCAUGUAAGUCCUGGAAAAUGGUAUUUUAAACAAGCUCCGCUUGACCAUGGUCUCUAAAGGAAAGCCAUCAGGACACGCAGUCGCUUUAAGGAGUCCUCUGGAGAACCACUUCCUGGGGCUGCGGGGCACGCGUGGAGAGAGGUGACUGAAGCUUUUUACCCUUGCCCACCAUUCCGUUUCCUCUUAAGCUCUGUGCGUGCACCUUGAAAACAGAGCUGGUUCAUUCGCCAUGUGUCGGUUCUUAGAAAUGUUCCUCAGUCCCGAUCUCCCUCACCAUUCCAGAUCAACUUUGGUAUUGGAGGCCAUAGUUAAAGACUGCUGGAAAUAUUUUUCUAUAUUUUAUAAUUAUGGAAUUUUGUAAUUGACUUUCUUGAGAUAAAAUGCACAAAUGAAAUUCCCAUUUUAAUGUUUAUAUAGUUCUGCGUGUUAGUUUAUUUGCUAUAUUAGGCCAUGGUCAGUACUGUCUAAUAACAGAACAGUCUGUCAGCCCAGACAGAAACCUCACAUGACGUCAGCCUUGACUUCUCCUUCCGACACCCUCUUAUCUCUUGCUAUCAAAUGGCCACUUACCUAUUUACCUGUUGUGAAUAUUUCAAAUCAGUGAAGUCAUACAAGACACGGUUGUAUCUGGCUUCUUUCAUUUAAUGUAGUAGCAUAUAACGGCCUUUGUGUGUGGCCAGAUAACGUGCCAUGCUGCAGAUGUACUGCGUGCCUCUGCUGCGCCUUUGCUGCGGAUGUACUGCACGCCUCUGCUGCGCCUUUACUGUGCAUGUACUGCACGCCUUUGCUGCGCCUUUGCUGCAGAUGUACUGCACGCCUCUGCUGCGCCUUUACUGUGCAUGUACUGCACGCCUUUGCUGCGCCUUUGCUGCAGAUGUUCUGUGCACCUCUGCUGUGCCUUUGCUGUGGAUGUACUGCACGCCUCUGCUGCGCCUUUACUGUGCAUGUACUGCACGCCUUUGCUGCGCCUUUGCUGCAGAUGUACUGCGCACCUCUGCUGCGCCUUUGCUGUGGAUGUACUGCACGCCUUUGCUGCGCCUUUGCUGUGCAUGUACUGCACGCCUCUGCUGCGCCUUUGCUGCGGAUGUACUGCACGCCUCUGCUGCGCCUUUACUGUGCAUGUACUGCACGCCCCUGCUUGGUUGUAUGGUGAUAGUAGUCAUCACUCUUGUGCCAUAAACAUCCAUGAGCAUGCUCUCCUGUGGACAUGUUCUCAGUUCGUUGGUUGGAUUCAUUGUACACAUUGCAGUUGAAUUGCUAGAUUUUGUUUAACCUUCUGAGAAACUGCCAGACUGUUUUCUGCGGCAGCUGCACUGGUCCUUGCUGUCACUGGCAGUGUGCAGGCAUUUCAGAGCUGAUCUGAGUUCUCACCCUCGCAGCCAGUCAACAUCAUGUGUGGUGCCCGCAGCCUUCUAUGGCAUAUGCUUGUCCCCAGCUGAAGAUGCUAUUUGGGGGGGGGAAGGAAGCUUAAGGAAUGGCUAACGGACAGUAGGUCAGCAAGGGUGGAGAGACUCAGAGCUGUCUUGUCCCUAGCCCCUUCUGUCUCCUGCUUCCCAGCCACCAGAACUCUAUUGCUCUGUCAUAAUGGAAUCAACUCUCUAAAACCAUGAGGAAAAAAGUAAUCCCUCCAUUUAAUUG
This is a messenger RNA of Arvicola amphibius (Eurasian water vole), 3811 nucleotides long. It is a transcript of the gene Rpap2, whose product is annotated as RNA polymerase II associated protein 2. The record is from RefSeq and is a predicted model, not a curated record. Gene Ontology annotation, molecular function: RNA polymerase II CTD heptapeptide repeat phosphatase activity; RNA polymerase core enzyme binding. Gene Ontology annotation, cellular component: nucleus; cytoplasm. The transcript has 12 exons. NCBI's taxonomy places the organism in Eukaryota, Metazoa, Chordata, Mammalia, Rodentia, Cricetidae. Bases 65 to 1780 code for a protein of 571 amino acids.